CUCCAAUAGAUGACUAAAAUUAAACUCCCAAAAAUCCUGUAUUGGGGACAGCCAAAAACAUAUUUAGCCUAAAAUACACCCUCUUCUCCAAUAGAUGACUAAAAUUUGGUUCCCAAAAAUUUAAAAUUUUUCCACAUCAUCAUUAGUGGGCCCUUCCCAACUAAUUUUCUACCUGCUCGUUAAAAUCACAGGCGAGAGCGGAGGGGGAGAUCGCGUCGCGCGUGAGAGGCGAGGAGGAGAUCGCGGCGUGCGGAUGCGGAGGGGAAUGGGCAUGGUCGACGCGACGCACGCGGACGGAAGGAGAUGGCUGCUCAUCCUAGUCGCGCGCGAGAUCGCAACUGAUACCGUUGGCGAGGUUAUAUAUCAGACGCAGCGAUAUACGAAAUUGAUCGAAGGACACAGUGCUAUAGACGCACAUAGAGCUCUUCCUCUGUCAGCGCCGGCGGCGUUAGCACUUCACUCAAUCAGAGCUCUUCCUCUGUCAGGGCCGGCGACGUUAGCACUUCACUUAAUCAGGCAACUGCAGCAAGCAGCAACGAUUGGUGACAGGCACAAGCUCUUGUGCAGUGCUUGAUUUGAUCCAAGAUGAGUCGACCUCGCUCCUCGUUUCAACAGCUCGUGGAUGAAUCAUCGUCUGACGAUGACGAUGAUUUUUUUUUUGCCACGGCACAAAUCGUCCAUAGCUAUUGGCACUCUGUCAAUGCACCAAGACAUGGUGGGUCAGUCAUGGGACAUGAAGUGAUUGAUCGCAACAGAGAAGCACGGCACUUGAGAUUAUACCAAGACUACUUUUCCGAUAAUCCUACCUAUGGCCCAGUUUUAUUCAGGCGCAGGUUUGUAUAAGUAAAUUUUAUAUAAUUUAUUUUUGUUAUAUGCAUAGAUAUGCAUGUCUCAUUAGUUAUGAUUCGCAGGAAUAGAAUGAGCAGGCCUCUGUUUCUCCGCAUAAUGAAUGCAGUAGAGGAUCACGAUGACUAUUUUGUGCAGAAGAGAAAUGCAGCUGGUUUAAUUGGGUUCAGUUGUCACCAAAAGGUCACUGCAGCAAUGCGUCAGUUGGCUUAUGGUAUAGCAGCAGAUGCUUUGGAUGAAUAUCUCGGUAUUGCAGAAAGUACCGCUAUAGAGAGCCUGAGAAGGUUUGUGAAAGCAGUUGUACAAGUUUUUGAACAUGAAUACUUAAGAUCACCCAAUGAGAACGAUACAACUCGAUUACUUGAACUUGGGGAGGACAGAGGUUUCCCCGGUAUGUUAGGCUCCAUAGAUUGCAUGCAUUGGAAGUGGAAGAACUGCCCUACAGAAUUGCACGGUAUGUACCAAGGGCACGUGCACGAGCCUACAAUAAUUUUAGAAGCCGUUGCUUCAAAGGAUCUCUGGAUUUGGCACGCUUUUUUUGGUAUGCCUGGGUCUCAUAACGAUAUCAAUGUACUUCAUCGAUCCCCGCUAUUUGCAAAGCUAGCUGAAGGCAAGGCUCCUGAAGUGAACUAUAGUAUAAAUGGACACGAUUAUAUGAUGGGAUAUUAUCUUGCUGAUGGCAUAUAUCCUUCUUGGGCCACAUUUGUGAAGACCAUACCAGAACCACAUGGCAACAAGAGGAAAUAUUUUGCCAAAGCACAGGAAGCAGUAAUGAAGGAUGUCGAACGAGCUUUUGGGGUUCUGCAAGCUCGAUUUGCCAUUGUUCGAGGGCCAGCUCGACAUUGGGAUGAAAAGACUCUGGGAUACAUCAUGAAAGCUUGUGUUAUCAUGCAUAACAUGAUUAUUGAAGAUGAGGGAGAAGUUGAUUGGGAAGAACGGUUCCCAGAGGGAGGAGAAAAUGUCAGAGUGUCCCACGAUGAAAUACCUGAUCUUGAUAAUUUUAUCCAGAUGCACAAAAAAAUAAGGGACGACGAAACUCACUAUCAGCUACGUGAAGACCUAGUGGAGCACUUGUGGCAACAUUAUCCUGAUAAAUAUUGAGGUUUUAUUUAUAUGUUUGAAUUCCAUGUAAUAAAUAGUAUACAUAUGUGAGGAUUUGCAAAAUCAUUUUAAUUUGUUCUUCAUGUAUUGAAUAAAUGGUGUACUGUUCGGUUUAAGAAUAGUACAGGAGAAUUAAUAAAAGUGCACUUCCUUU
Messenger RNA from Oryza sativa Japonica Group (Japanese rice), 2101 nucleotides. Lineage: Eukaryota; Viridiplantae; Streptophyta; Magnoliopsida; Poales; Poaceae. The record is from RefSeq and is a predicted model, not a curated record.